GGGGGGGGAGUGCGCACCAUGGAGCCGCGGCGGGGGGUCGCCCGCGCGACGGCGGCGGCGGUGGCGCUGCUGCUGCUGCUGCUGCCGCCCCGGGGCCGGGCGGACGAGCACGACCACACGUACCAAGAUAAAGAAGAAGUUGUUUUAUGGAUGAAUACUGUAGGACCAUACCACAAUCGACAAGAAACUUAUAAAUACUUCUCACUUCCUUUCUGUGUGGGAUCGAAAAAAAGCAUCAGCCAUUACCAUGAAACACUGGGAGAAGCACUUCAAGGAGUUGAGUUGGAGUUUAGUGGCUUAGAUAUAAAAUUCAAAGCAGAUGACGUGCAAACCAACUACUGUGAAAUUGACUUAGACAAAGCGAAAAGAGAUGCUUUUGUAUAUGCUAUCAAGAAUCACUACUGGUACCAGAUGUACAUUGAUGAUUUACCAAUAUGGGGUAUUGUUGGUGAAGCAGAUGAAGAUGCUGAAGAUUACUAUCUUUGGACCUACAAAAGGCUGGAAAUAGGUUUCAAUGGAAAUAGAAUUGUGGAUGUUAACUUAACUAGUGAAGGAAAGGUGAAACUGAUAGCAAACACUAAAAUUUCAAUGUCUUAUUCAGUGAAAUGGAAAAAAUCAGAUAUAAAAUUUGAAGAUCGAUUUGACAAAUAUCUUGAUCCAUCUUUUUUUCAACACAGGAUUCAUUGGUUUUCAAUUUUCAAUUCUUUUAUGAUGGUUAUCUUCUUGGUGGGCUUAGUUUCGAUGAUUUUAAUGAGAACUUUAAGAAAAGAUUAUGCACGCUAUAGUAAAGAGGAAGAAAUGGAUGAUAUGGACAGAGACCUAGGAGAUGAGUAUGGCUGGAAGCAGGUACAUGGAGAUGUUUUUAGACCAUCAAGUCACCCUCUGAUAUUUUCCUCACUUAUUGGUUCUGGAUGCCAGAUAUUUGCAGUAUCUUUCAUUGUCAUUAUUGUUGCAAUGAUAGAGGACUUAUACACAGAGAGGGGAUCAAUGCUCAGUACAGCUAUAUUUGUUUAUGCUGCUACAUCCCCAGUGAAUGGCUACUUUGGAGGAAGCCUUUAUGCUAGACAAGGAGGAAGGAGAUGGAUAAAGCAGAUGUUUGUUGGGGCUUUCCUAGUUCCUGCAAUGGUGUGUGGCACUGCCUUCUUCAUUAAUUUUAUAGCCAUAUAUUACCAUGCUUCAAGAGCUAUUCCAUUUGGGACAAUGGUUGCUGUUUGUUGCAUCUGUUUUUUUGUUAUUCUUCCCUUGAAUCUUGUUGGUACAAUUCUAGGCCGAAAUCUGUCAGGUCAACCCAACUUUCCUUGUCGUGUCAAUGCUGUGCCUCGUCCUAUACCGGAGAAAAAAUGGUUCAUGGAACCAGCAGUUAUUGUCUGUCUUGGAGGAAUUUUGCCUUUUGGCUCAAUUUUCAUUGAAAUGUACUUCAUUUUCACAUCUUUCUGGGCGUACAAGAUCUACUAUGUCUAUGGUUUCAUGAUGCUGGUGCUGGUUAUCCUUUGCAUUGUGACUGUUUGUGUAACCAUUGUAUGCACAUACUUCCUACUAAAUGCAGAGGAUUAUAGGUGGCAAUGGACAAGCUUUCUUUCUGCUGCAUCAACUGCAAUCUAUGUUUACAUGUAUUCCUUUUACUACUAUUUUUUCAAAACAAAGAUGUAUGGCUUGUUUCAAACAGCAUUUUACUUUGGUUAUAUGGCGGUAUUUAGCACAGCCUUGGGGAUAAUGUGUGGAGCAAUUGGUUACAUGGGAACAAGUGCCUUUGUCCGAAAAAUCUAUACUAAUGUGAAAAUUGACUAGAAAAACAAGAAAACUGAGAACUCUGGAUCAGUUACUGUUUCAUAGGGGUGGAACUUGCACAACGUAAAGCGCAAGAAGAUAAUUGGGCUUUCACACUGGGUACUUUGUGGGUCUCUGUUUCAUGGAUGGCUUAAAGUAACAUCUAUUUUCAUUGAUCCUAGGUUCUUACUGACUGCUUUCUCCAACUGUUCACAGCAAAUGCUUGGAUUGUAUGCUAUAGGCAUUACCACAGUACAUGGCUAAUCUUCCCAAAAACUAGCUCAUUAAAGAUGAAUAGACUAGCUCUCUUCAGUGAAGAGGACAAACAGUUUAUUUAAAGCAUUUGUUCCAUUAUAAAUAAAAAGUGGGAAACUUGGCUGCUUAAAUUAUAUGAAUAGAAAUCUUUCUGGAAUUUAGAUAUUGAAAAAAUAAUGUUCCAGAAGAUUACUUUUCCCUUAUUUUUGCUGCCAUUGUCAGGAUAGUGGGAUGUUUUUAUAUUUUGGAUCUGGGCUCUCUAUUUUUUUUUUUUUCCAGUUCAUUUGCCGUAUCAACUAUACCUACAUUCAUUUGUUUAAGAGAAUUAAAAAGUAUAUAUAUUAAAACCUGCAUGUAAUAUAUCUGCUGUCGUUCUAUUUGGACCAAUUUCCCAUUUAUUUAUCUUUAAAAUAAAUAUCCAAUUACAUCUUAAUUCCAUCCAAAGAAGAUUAUACAGUCUGAAGAUGAGAUGUAUUCUCUACAAUGCAAUUACUGUACAGUUAGAAAGCAAAAUGUUAAAGGGAGAGAAUGUUUGUUUUUAUCAAACAUUUUGAAUUCUACAGAACAUUUUAAUUGAAUGUUUAAAGUGAUUAUCUUCCUUCCUUCUCCCCCUCCCCCCAACUUAGUCUUAUUAUCUUUUGUUUGAAUUUGAAUGAAGGCUUUACUUAAGACAUUAUAAAAAAAAAUUGGGAGGGAAGGGGGAGGGUAAUAAAUGUAUAUAACAUUAAAUAAUGUAACUUAGUUGUAGGUCCCAAAUGCAUUUGGAUGUACAGAUUUACUACGGAGUACUUUUUCUGAUGAUGAUCUGGUGUAGAAAUAUGUGAAUUUGGGUAGCUUUUUACAUCUUGCUUACCAUUGCAUGAAACAUUGGGGUUUCUCCACAGUAUGUGUGUGUGUGUGUGUGUGUGUGUGUGUGUGUGUGUGAUACUUAUUUUUCAGGGGAGGGUUAAUUUCUUCUUUUUAUUUCUAAGGCUUUCACUGGAGCCAAAUUUGUAAUUUAGAUCAUUUAAUUUUGUUAAUCUUGUCUGGACACAUAGAAUAUCUAAAGCAUUGCUGCUUUAGAGUGUUCAGAAAAUUAAAAUAAAAUUUCCUGACAAAAUUGUUUUGAUUGUGAAAAUAGAUGUUUUUGCAAUUUGAAAAGUGUAUUCAAAAAGGCUGAAUGCCAGUUUUUGUAUACAGUGUUGUUUUCAAAUCCAGAGAACCUACACUUGAGUCCAAAGUCCUUGCUUACAUUUAAGUUACCCAGUACAAUUCCAAAAUUAAUGACUAUCCCUUCUUGACUGACCUUUUGGAAGAUGGUAUAUUCAACUUGGUAUACUGUGUGAAAAGUAGGGGUGUGUGGUGUGAAGAUUUCUUAAAACAGGCAAAUAAAGGUCACAGAUUCCCAAGUGUGGUGAUGGUCAAUUUUACAGUGUACCUGGCCAGAGAAUAUUUGAAAUUGCUUCCUUGGCAUGAUAAAAUUGCCAAUUAUAAUCUUUUGUUUUAUCAAUAUGACCACGUAGGGCAAUAUAAUAUAUUUAUGUUUUUAAAGACACAAAACAUCUGUGUUUAAGCCUAAUAAUGUGUCACAUUCAUGCAACUCAUAAUGAAUAACGGAUGUUGUAAUAGGAUGGAGUUUCUCUAAGGUAUAUUUCUGUAAACUGACUAUAUUGUGCAUCUUUCAUGUUGUAUGUAAGGUGUAUGAAUGAUAAGGUGGUUUGAAAAAAAAGGAAAUAGUAUUUGCUUGCCAUUGGAUUAAGGAUACUAUGAGAAAAUGGGAAUGAUUUUGGAAGUAGAAAAUAAAUCUUAAAGGAAAACAUUCACCAAGCUGAAAAAGUACACUAAAAUAUAUUCCAGAAGUAAGUUUUGAUUCUUAUCAUCCUUAUUCUCAACUACUUUGAUAACUAAGGUCUUUUGUAUCUAAUUUUAUGAAAACAUAGUUGUUUAUGAUUUUAACUUUAAAUGUGUCAAUGUUACAGUACUAGAAAGAUAAAAGCACAGGUCUGGUCAAGGAUAAAUUGAAUAGCAGGUGUUUUGUCUUAAUGUGAUUUAUUUGACAAGGUUGGAUUUAUGGAAGGAAAAUAGAUUUUAAAAUUUAAUUCCUUUUUAAGUGAAGAUAAUUAUACUAAAGUUUGCUUCUAUUUCUUCUUUUCUUAAUCUAAAAUGAAAAAGAUUUUCUUAACUUUAGAUCCACUAAAGAUGAAAGAAUUCAUCUUGAGAAGGGCUUUUUGAUUCUUGGUGCCUCAAUAAGUUACAGGUAUAUAGAUCACUAUGUAGUUUGAAAUAAUUCACAGAUGGAUUACUUAUAUUUCUUAAUGUUGAAGUAGGAAAAUGAAUAGAAUUGAUUAUUGGAAAUGGAGAUUGUUUAUAUCAUCCCCAAAGUGUUUUGUGAAAAUGUGAAUUUUCUUUUGUUUGUGAACAUUAUUUCCACCACCAUAUUCUAAGUGCAUUAUCAAUGCAAAAAUUGUUAAAAAGGGACAAACCUUAACUUUGUUUCUGUAAGCAUGUUUCUAUUGAAACAAUUGCAUAAUGAAUGACAUCCCUUUUUGUAUAUCCUAGCAUAGGAUAGGGUGAAAGUAGAGGAGUCUAUUUAAGGGGAUGUAAAGCCUUAUUUAUAUGUCAUAUUACACUUUUUUGAGUAUCACCCUUAAAUAGAGACUGAAUAACUCAUGAAUUUAUUGUAGUAUGAUGAUACCUGAGUUGGGCCGGAUGCUCAGGUUUUCUAUGUAAUCACGCUACAAGUUGCAGAUUAAUGACAGCCACUUUAGUUAGAUUCCUUUUACUUAGAACUAUAAGCAGAUUUUGUUCACUUGAUGCAGAGCUUUUUUUUCUAGAUUCUUAAAAUUCUGUAGUAACCAUUUGCUGCCAAAUGUCCAAGCAAAUGUUUGAAAGCAUCCUGAAUUACGGAAAAAAGUGAAUAGUUUACAGAUGUAACUUGUUGUAUAGAAAAAAGCUAAAUUCCAAAAGGGCUUUUUCUAUAUGAAUUCUUGAAAACAGCUUCUUUGAAGCUAUGUAGUAGAGUUCCAUCUGGAUUUAAGUACAAAUUAAUGACAUAUCUUGGUAUUUAACUCCAUUUAUUGGUUUGAACAUAGAAUGAGUAAUUAACACACAAAAUGCUUGAAAAAUUUUGACUUCAUUCACAACUAGAUAAUUAUGAAACUGUUUCAGCAGCUGAAAUAAGAGAGGACAGGGCCCUAAAGGUUAUGGAAAAGUAUUCACUUAGUUUAGGUCAUUUGGAAAUUCAGUUCAAAGGGUUAUAGAGAAUAGAUACUAGCUGUAGAUAAUACAAAGAUUUACAUAAUGCAUUUUAGCUGCAGAAUGUUUAUAAGAUUUAAUUAUGAUACAAAGGAAUGCUAUAGUUCUAUCCUACAUAAGGAGCCAUUUGUCUAUUUUCCCUGAAGAUUGUAGAUGGAGUCAUACAAAGGAAGAGUAGAAAAGUUUUAUAUGGGAAUUACUUCAGUAUUUCAGGAAAAGCUAUCUCCAGUCUUUAAUAUGGGAGGUUUAGUUGAAUUUAUUUGAGGGAGUAUUUUGCUAAUAAUUUAGUGACAGUGCAAUAUACUGUAUAUUCAUUCUAGGAAAUGAUUUUGUGCUCUCUUGUUUGGCUGGAAUAGCAUGACAUGUUUGAGGCAAGGCAGAAAUAACAUUCGAUUCUGUGUAAAGGACAAUAGUGGGUUAAUCUUCUUAAAAGCCACCUGCUGUGAAUUAGCACGCAUGGAAGGGCAGUUAUACUUGGGCUUUUUUAAAUGUUUGAAACUUGAAUUUAUAAAUCCCCAUAGGGCAAGGAUGAUCAGUGACAAAAUUGGGAGGAAACAGUUGUUGCUUGCUGAUUAUAUUCAUUUUAUACACACUCCUGCUCUGUGCAAGCCAUAAUUUGCCACCUGGCUUUUUUGAGUACUAGCAAACCAGUAUAAUGUAUCAAGUACCUCUCUGAGGUUCUGGUGUGUUGUACCUUAAUUGAAGUUGUUUUUUUUAAAGUAAUAAAAAAUGUUAAACUUAU
This is a messenger RNA of Sarcophilus harrisii (Tasmanian devil), 5998 nucleotides long. RefSeq names its product transmembrane 9 superfamily member 3 (gene TM9SF3). NCBI's taxonomy places the organism in Eukaryota, Metazoa, Chordata, Mammalia, Dasyuromorphia, Dasyuridae. Gene Ontology annotation, biological process: protein localization to membrane. The transcript has 15 exons. The record is from RefSeq and is a predicted model, not a curated record. Gene Ontology annotation, cellular component: membrane. Bases 19 to 1788 code for a protein of 589 amino acids.